AUGACGCGCGGCAAGACGGACGACGAGAAGGCGGCCGCAUCUGACGAGUGGUACGGGACGGACCUGCCAGGGUGGCUCGGCCGCAUCGAAGCCUGCGUCGUGGAGCUAUCCGGAGCCGGCGCGUCGCACGCGAUCGGUGGCAGUCUCUCUUACGCGGACGUCUGCAUCUGGAGCCUGCUGCGCGAGGGGACCGCCGAGGACGCUGCUCUCGUGGCAACAGCCGCCGCAGAAUGCCCGACGCUCAACUGCAUCGCUGAUUCGGUCGCCGCGCACCCUGCGGUCAAGGGGUGGGUUGCGAGCCGGCCGGAGACCGCCUUUUGA
This is a messenger RNA of Emiliania huxleyi CCMP1516, 321 nucleotides long. RefSeq lists its product as hypothetical. Lineage: Eukaryota; Haptophyta; Isochrysidales; Noelaerhabdaceae. The transcript has a single exon. Bases 1 to 321 code for a protein of 106 amino acids. The record is from RefSeq and is a predicted model, not a curated record.